Messenger RNA from Malania oleifera, 387 nucleotides. Its product is annotated as secreted RxLR effector protein 161-like. The coding region runs from base 1 to 387 and encodes 128 amino acids. The record is from RefSeq and is a predicted model, not a curated record. Lineage: Eukaryota; Viridiplantae; Streptophyta; Magnoliopsida; Santalales; Ximeniaceae. The transcript has a single exon.
AUGAAGGAUGUUCCUUAUGCAUCUGUUGUUGGGAGCUUAAUGUACGCUCAAACGUGCACAAGGCCAGAUAUUAGCUUUGUAGUUGGAAUGCUCAGUAGAUAUCAAAGUAAUCCAAGAACACUGGAAGGCUGCAAAGAAAGUUCUGAGAUACAAGGAAUUAAAGAUCACAAGCUUAUGUAUCGAAGGUCUAGUCAUCUUGAAGUGGUUGAAUAUUCGGAUUCUGAUUUUGCUGGAUGUGUGGAUAUAAGAAAGUCCACAUUUGACUAUGUAUACUUGCUAACCGGCAGAGCAAUUUCAUGGAAGAGUGCGAAGCAGUCAAUAAUUGUUGCGUCCACUAUGGAAGCUGAACUUGUAGCUUGCUUUGAGGUUAUAGUUCAGGCUAAUUGA